UUCAUAUUUUGCCUUCACAAUUCGUCGUUUUAUUAAACAUUCUUCCUCCACCGCCGUGCACUAUUACCGGCCAUCAUGUUUAUUCCCUGUUCAAACCCUGUAGCCAACUCAUUUAUUCCCCCACCGCCACGGGGCGGCCCCCAGACCUUAAAUCUUGGCCGAAGCCUUGUCCGACUUCUGCUCAACUCCUAGCUCUGGGUAAAUGGCUCUUCCUCCUCCUCCUCCUCCUCCUCCUUCCCUCCUCCUCCUCGCGUUGUUCCUCGUGGCAAUGUCCGGGUCACGUCAGGAAGGGGCCCUGGCACGGGAGAGCGGCGCUGAGUUCAGUAGGGCCGCCUUCCCUGACGAAUUCAUCUUCGGCGCCGCCUCCUCGGCUUACCAGUAUGAAGGCGCUGUGAAGGAAGGUGGCAGGGGGCCGAGCAUUUGGGAUACCUUCACACACAAGCACCCAGAUAAGAUUGCUGAUAAAAGUAAUGGGGAUGUAGCACUGGACUCUUACCAUCGUUAUAAGGAAGAUGUAAAAAUAGUGAAGGAGCUGGGACUAGAUGCCUACAGGUUCUCUAUCUCUUGGCCAAGAAUCCUACCAAAUGGAAGCCUAAGCGGGGGAGUUAAUAAUGAGGGUGUCAAGUAUUACAACAACCUCAUCAACGAGCUUAUAUCCAAUGGCUUGAAGCCCUUUGUGACUAUCUUCCAUUGGGACUUGCCUCAAAGCCUAGAAGACCAAUAUGGCGGUUUCUUAAGUUCUAAUAUCAUAAACGACUACGUUGACUACGCCGAGGUUUGCUUCAGGGAGUUUGGAGACCGUGUCAAGCACUGGAUCACCUUCAACGAGCCACUUAUUUUCUCGGCUAUGGGCUACGCGUCCGGCACAUUUGCACCAGGGCGUUGUACUCCUGGGAUCGUUGGCAAUUGCCCCACAGGGGACUCAGGCAGGGAACCUUAUAUUGUGGGACAUAACAUGCUCCUUGCCCAUGCUGCUACAGUGAAGUUAUACAAAAACAAGUACCAGGGGCCUCAGAUGGGCAAAAUAGGUAUAACCCUGACUACUAAAUGGUUUGUGCCAAUAUUUAAUACCAAGACUAAUUAUGAUGCAGCGGAACGAGCUCUAGAUUUCGCAUAUGGAUGGUUCAUGGAACCCUUAACUCAAGGUGAUUACCCUUUCAACAUGAGGGUGCUUGUUGGAGAUCGGUUACCCAAUUUUUCUAAAGAGCAAUCAGAAUUGGUUAAAGGGUCAUUCGACUUUAUAGGACUUAAUUACUAUACAGCAAGCUAUGUAUAUAGCACUCCCAUAUCUAAUAGUGCAACCAAAAAUUACGAUGCGGAUUCCUACACUAACACGACCGGAGUACGUGAUGGAGUCCCCAUUGGUGCAGCGACUGCGUUGAGUUGGCUCUUCGUCUACCCAAAAGGAAUAAGAGAUCUCUUGCUGUACACGAAGACCAAGUACAACAACCCAGUCGUCUACAUCACCGAGAAUGGGGUUGCAGAGGCCAACAAUGGAACGUUAUCACUCAAGGAGGCGCUCAAAGAUGAUACCAGGAUAUACUACUACCGUAAGCAUCUGCUGUACGUGAACAAAGCUAUAAGGGAAGGGGCAGAUGUGAGAGGAUACUUUGCGUGGAGUUUGUUGGAUGACUUCGAAUGGAACUCCGGCUACACAAUUCGGUUUGGCAUCCACUACGUGGACUACAAAGAUGGCUUGAAGAGGUACCCCAAGAAAUCUGCCUACUGGUUUCGCAAGUUCCUCAAAAGAACAUAGAAUUGUCUGCGGUUAAAUAAAUUCCAUCCCAUUUUACUGUCAUUUUCCUCAUUAGGAGUGCAGAAGAUCGUUGAUGCUGCAAUAAAGUGUAUGUUAAGUUUUUCCUUGCUGAAAGACAUCAUUGUUUGCUGAUUCAAUAAACUGAUUUGAGCAUGGGAGCCUUUGAAAUAAAA
Molecule: messenger RNA, 1929 nt
Organism: Phoenix dactylifera (date palm)
Lineage: Eukaryota; Viridiplantae; Streptophyta; Magnoliopsida; Arecales; Arecaceae
Product: beta-glucosidase 13-like
Biological process (GO): carbohydrate metabolic process
Molecular function (GO): beta-glucosidase activity
Source: RefSeq, a predicted model, not a curated record